This is a messenger RNA of Humulus lupulus (European hop), 2176 nucleotides long. RefSeq names its product alpha-dioxygenase 2. The record is from RefSeq and is a predicted model, not a curated record. Gene Ontology annotation, biological process: response to oxidative stress. NCBI's taxonomy places the organism in Eukaryota, Viridiplantae, Streptophyta, Magnoliopsida, Rosales, Cannabaceae. Bases 15 to 1943 code for a protein of 642 amino acids. The transcript has 10 exons. Gene Ontology annotation, molecular function: oxidoreductase activity, acting on single donors with incorporation of molecular oxygen, incorporation of two atoms of oxygen; peroxidase activity; heme binding.
UAAUCUUUUGUUUUAUGUAUUAUCUCAGAUCAGAAGAAUCAAACAUGGCUGUUUUCUCUCUCUCUUCUUCAACCUUGAUCCAUCCUCAGCUCCAGCCCAUGGUGGCCAAAAUGACUCUCUUUGACACCUUUCUCUUCUGUGUGAUACACAUGGUGGACAAGCUUGGAAUAUGGCACAGACUGCCUGUGAUAAUAGGAGCAGCAUACUUGGGGAUUAGGAGGCACUUGCACCAGCGUUACAAUCUCUUGCACGUCGGAAAAAUGGCCGGAAAACAGUACGAUGAGAAGGAAAUCUGGUACCGGACGGCCGACGGCAAAUGCAAUCACCGCGAUGAUGAUUUGGUCGGCAGUCAAGGAACCUUUUUUGGUCGUAAUAUGCCUCCCUCCACUUCGCCCUACGGGGUGUUGGAGCCUCAUCCUUCAAUAGUGGCCUCAAAGCUUUUAGAAAGGAAGAAAUUUAAAGAUAAUGGAAAGCAAUUCAAUAUGAUAGCCUGCUCCUGGAUACAAUUUAUGAUUCAUGACUGGGUUGAUCAUUUGGAGGAUACUAACCAGGUGGAGAUUGGAGUUGUUGAAGAAGUUGCUAGUGGAUGCCCCCUAAAGUCAUUCAAGUUCUUCAAGACCAAAGAAGUUCCCACAUUCACACCUCACAUAAAAUCUGGAUCCUUGAACACAAGAACUCCUUGGUGGGAUGGAAGUGUAGUGUAUGGGAAUAACAAUGAGGGAAUGACAAGAGUAAGGAGUUUCAAAGAUGGGAAACUGAAGAUCUCAGAAGACAUGCUUCUUGAUCAUGAUGAGAAAGGCAUUCCGAUCUCCGGCGAUGUUCGAAAUUGCUGGGCAGGUUUUUCUCUCCUACAAGCUCUGUUUGUCAAGGAACACAAUCUUGUUUGUGAUAUGUUGAAAGAACAUUAUCCAGAAUUUGAUGAUGAGAAUCUCUACAGGCAUGCAAGACUAGUGAUUUCAGCAGUCAUUGCUAAAGUUCAUACAAUAGAUUGGACUGUUGAACUCCUAAAGACUGAUACUCUUCUAGCUGGCAUGAGGAUUAAUUGGUAUGGAUUAUUAGGAAAGAGAUUUAAAGACAUGUUUGGGCAUAUUUGUGGACCAGUAUUUAGUGGAUUGGUUGGUCUAAAGAAGCCCAGAGAUCAUGGAGUUCCUUAUUCACUGACUGAGGAGUUUGUGAGUGUUUAUAGAAUGCACUCACUUCUACCAGACAAAUUCAUCCUUAGGGACACCAACUCUGCAUCUUCAGAAGACAAAUGCCCUCCUAUACUAGAAGAGAUUCCAAUGGAGAAAAUGAUAGGCAAAGAAGGAGAAAAGAGACUAUCAAAGAUUGGGUUUGAGCAAAUGUUGGUGUCAUUAGGUCAUCAAGCUUGUGGAGAACUCUCACUGUGGAACUACCCAUCAUGGAUGAGGAAUCUCAUUGCUCAUGAUAUCAAUGGAGAAGAUAGACCAGACCCAAUUGACAUGGCUGCCUUAGAAAUUUACAGAGAUAGAGAGAGAGGAGUUGCUAGGUACAAUGAGUUCAGAAGGAACUUACUAAUGGUUCCAAUUAGCAAGUGGGAAGAUUUAACAGAUGAUGAUGAAGCUAUUGAAGCUCUUUAUGAAGUUUAUGGGAAUGAUGUUGAGAAGCUUGAUUUGCUAGUGGGUUUACAUGCAGAAAAGAGAAUAAAAGGCUUUGCCAUUGGUGAAUCAGCUUUCUUUAUUUUUCUACUCAUUGCAUCAAGGAGGCUAGAGGCAGAUCGGUUUUUCACAUCCAAUUUCAACAUCGAAACGUACACAAAAGAAGGGUUUGAAUGGGUUAAUAGGACGGAAUCCUUAAAAGAUGUGUUGGAUAGGCAUUUUCCGAAGAUGACAAAGAAAUGGAUGAGCUCUUCUAGUGCUUUUUCGGUGUGGGACUCUAUCUCAACUCCUAAUUACCUACCUUUGUAUAUGCGACCAGCUACCUAGUUUUACACAACUUAUAGUAAGUGUUUUGUAUGGCAGAAUAGAAUAAAAGUAGUAAUAAGAAUAAAAAUUAGAAUGGUAAUAAGAAUAAUAUUCUCUUGUUUAGUUGAAUUUUGAAAUCAUCGUGGAAAUAAUAGUUAUUAGUUUGGUCAAUCAUAAGAAUAAUAUGGAAUACAUAUUACAUUAACCAAGAUACAUUUACUCUUAUAAUAUUUUAUAUGAGUUUAUAUUUUUUU